GAAGAGUCUCGCAAGCAGGAUAUGAAAGAAGAGGUGAUGGUCGUCACUGCUACAUGACCCACCCUUAGAGCUCUAAACCUAACCAUAAAGGUUUCCAGAGUAAGAACCAACAGUUCCGCCCCAACUAGAAUGGUGCCUCUCAAGGUAACCAAAGGGUCACGACCCAACCCUCUAAGAAUGACCCACCGUUUAUCUGCUAUAACUGCGGUAAACCGGGUCAUAUGGCACAAAAAUGUCGGAACAAACCUAACCCUGCUGCUGCUAUCAGGGUUAACUUGACAGAAGAGUACUUGAUAGCCAUGAUCACAAAUAUGAUCGCUGAAGUCAACCUCACCGGUGACUCAGAAGGAUGGUGGCUGGAUACAGGUGCAUCGAAGCAUGUAUGUAACAAUCGUGCUAUGUUUAAAACAUACACAGAAGCACCUGCUGACAAGAAAGUGUUGUUGGGGACCGCCCACACCACUAUGGUUGCUGGUUCUGGUGAAGUGGAGUUGAACUUCACCUCUGGGAAGAAGAUGGUGCUCAAGGAUGUGUUGCACACUCCAUAGAUAAGGAAGAAUCUUGUUUCGGGAUAUCUUCUUAAUAAGACUGGUUUUAAUCAAUCUAUUGGGGCAGACUUGUAUACCCUUACUAAGAAUGAGAGUUUUGUGGGAAAGGGAUAUGCAUGUAAUGGGAUGUUCAAGUUGAAUGUUGAAAGUAUUAAGAUGAAUUCUUCAGUUUACAUGGUGUGUGAUUUGAAUGUUUGACAUGCUCGUCUUUUUCAUGUGAACACAUGAAUUGUGAAGAAUUUAAGCAAGCUAGGACAUAUCCCUAAACUCUCAAUGAAUGAAUUUGAUAAAUGUGAUUUAUGUAGCCAAGCUAAGAUAACGAAAACUCCCCAUAAUCUGUGAGUAGAAAAUCAGAACCCCUAGAUCUGAUUCAUUCUGAUAUUUGUGAACUAGAUGGGACGUUAACUAGUUCUGGCAAGAGAUACUUUAUCACUUUCAUAGAUGAUUGCUCUGAUUAUUGCUUUGUUUAUUUGAUGAAAAACAAAAGUGAAGCCCUUGAUAUGUUCAAGGUAUUUGCGGUUGAAUUUGAAAAUCAGUGCAAUCGAAAAAUAAAACGACUUAGGAGUGAUAGAGGAUUAGAGUAUGACUCUAAUCCCUUCAAGGAAUUCUAUAGCUCACAUGGUAUCAUUGAUGAAACCAAGGCAUCAUAUUCACCGGAAAUGAAUGGUAAAGCUUAGC
Linum trigynum is the source of this 1226-nucleotide messenger RNA. NCBI's taxonomy places the organism in Eukaryota, Viridiplantae, Streptophyta, Magnoliopsida, Malpighiales, Linaceae. The record is from the annotation of a GenBank genome assembly.